GCCGGGCGCCCCUGCCCGCCGCGGUGCCGGCUGCCUGAGGCUGUCCCAGGCGUGGGAGCCGGCGCCGGUCCGAGUGCGGCGCGGGCCGGGAGGCGACGUGAGGCGCGAUGUCGGUGCCGCUGCUUAAGAUCGGGGUUGUGCUGAGCACCAUGGCCAUGAUCACCAAUUGGAUGUCCCAGACGCUGCCCUCGCUGGUGGGCCUCAACACCACCAGGCUCUCGGCGGCCAGCGGCGGGACGCUGGACCGCAGCACCGGCGUUUUGCCCACCAACCCCGAGGAGAGCUGGCAGGUGUACAGCUCUGCCCAGGACAGUGAGGGCAGGUGUAUCUGCACAGUGGUAGCUCCCCAGCAGACCAUGUGUUCACGGGACGCUCGCACGAAACAGCUCAGGCAGCUGCUGGAGAAGGUACAAAACAUGUCUCAAUCCAUAGAGGUACUGGACAGGCGGACCCAGCGAGAUCUACAGUACGUGGAAAAGAUGGAGAAUCAGAUGAAAGGGCUGGAGUCCAAGUUUAAGCAGGUGGAGGAGAGUCAUAAGCAACACCUGGCCAGGCAGUUCAAGGCGAUAAAAGCGAAAAUGGAUGAACUUAGGCCUUUGAUACCCGUGUUGGAAGAGUACAAGGCCGAUGCCAAAUUGGUAUUGCAGUUUAAAGAGGAGGUCCAGAACCUGACGUCCGUGCUAAACGAGCUGCAAGAAGAAAUUGGCGCCUUUGACUACGAUGAGCUGCAGAGCAGAGUAUCCAAUCUUGAAGAAAGGCUUCGUGCAUGCAUGCAAAAACUAGCCUGCGGCAAACUGACAGGCAUCAGUGACCCCGUGACCGUCAAGACGUCCGGCUCUCGGUUCGGAUCUUGGAUGACCGACCCUCUGGCCCCCGAAGGAGACAACAGGGUUUGGUACAUGGAUGGUUACCACAACAACCGCUUCGUCCGAGAGUACCGAUCGAUGAUCGACUUCAUGAACACAGACAACUUCACCUCGCACCGCCUCCCCCACCCCUGGUCGGGCACGGGGCAGGUGGUCUACAACGGCUCCAUCUACUUCAACAAGUUCCAGAGCCAUAUCAUCAUCCGGUUCGACUUGAAGACAGAGACCAUUCUCAAGACGCGCAGCCUGGACUACGCCGGGUACAACAACAUGUAUCACUACGCCUGGGGUGGCCACUCGGACAUCGACCUCAUGGUAGAUGAGAACGGACUGUGGGCGGUCUACGCCACCAACCAGAACGCCGGCAACAUCGUCAUCAGCAAGCUGGACCCCAUCUCCCUACAGAUUCUGCAGACGUGGAAUACAAGCUACCCCAAGCGCAGUGCAGGCGAGGCUUUCAUUAUCUGUGGGACCCUUUACGUCACCAAUGGCUACUCGGGGGGCACCAAGGUGCACUACGCCUACCAAACCAACGCCUCCACCUAUGAGUACAUCGACAUCCCCUUCCAGAACAAAUAUUCCCACAUCUCCAUGUUGGACUACAACCCCAAGGACCGCGCCCUCUACGCGUGGAACAAUGGCCACCAGGUCCUCUACAACGUGACCCUAUUCCACGUAAUCCGAUCGGAUGAGUUGUAGUCACUCCACCCGGAGACCAAGGGUCCAAGUCCUCAUCCACAAGGAAAUCCCUGUGACCCAGCUGCCAAAAUACUAACAUGAAUCCUAAUUUUGCAAAUCAUCAGCAAUGUGGACCCUGACGUUUGCGUGUCGGUGUUACCUCUGCGUUUCUCCGAUCCAGGCCGGAGGCAGACUUGGGAA
This is a messenger RNA of Chrysochloris asiatica (Cape golden mole), 1745 nucleotides long. RefSeq names its product olfactomedin 1 (gene OLFM1). NCBI's taxonomy places the organism in Eukaryota, Metazoa, Chordata, Mammalia, Afrosoricida, Chrysochloridae. The transcript is spliced from 6 exons. Gene Ontology annotation, biological process: signal transduction. The coding region runs from base 108 to 1565 and encodes 485 amino acids. The record is from RefSeq and is a predicted model, not a curated record.